Molecule: messenger RNA, 1002 nt
Organism: Fusarium subglutinans
Lineage: Eukaryota; Fungi; Ascomycota; Sordariomycetes; Hypocreales; Nectriaceae
Product: ribosomal 11 precursor mitochondrial
Exons: 1
Coding region: 1-1002 (333 amino acids)
Biological process (GO): translation
Cellular component (GO): mitochondrial large ribosomal subunit
Molecular function (GO): structural constituent of ribosome
Source: RefSeq, a predicted model, not a curated record
AUGACUUCACGAAUAUCACGAGCUGCGUCGCCCUGUGUGCGUCAAUUGCGCAGAGAAUCACACUUCUCUCACAGGCCAUGGACAACGACUCUUCGCAGUAUUUCGACGUCGCCAAACCAUUCGGCAGCGGUAACCGAGAUCCGAAAACCAAUUGACUACUCUCCCAUCACCAAGCCUCCCAGCGCCCGGCCUGUUGAGACGAGAAAAAGCCAGUUGAUCCGAACCUACACAUCACUCCUCCGGACGACCCCCUUGAUCUUAUUCUUUCAACAUAGCAAUUUGACGGCCGUAGAGUGGGCUGCAGUGCGGCGAGAGCUGAAGAAGGCUCUUUCCACAGUUCCCAAGCCCAAUGCGAUUCCUGGUGCUGAACCUGUCGAUAUCACCCCAUUAGUCCAAUUACAGGUGGUGCGAACCAACAUGCUGCGCGUGGCGCUCAAGCUUGUUGAGUUCUACGACCCUGAAGCUGCUGCUGCGUCAGACAAGACAACAAGAACGGUGCGGGGUCCUGUUGUUCAUGAUCUUUCCGAAGCUGCAUAUGAAACCAUUAAGAAUGCCCAAGUGCCCGAGGACUCCAGCUACGCUCAGAUCGAGCCAGUAAUGGUUGGCCCUUUGGCUGCACUGGUUCUCCCUGCCGUCUCUCCGACCCACCUUGCGGCAGCAUUGAGUGUUCUGGCACCCGUUCCGGGCAAAUUCCCGGCUCCUUCAAGAAAGAAGAACCCCGGUUUUCACGAUCCCAUCUGCCAAAGUGGUCUUGCUAAGUUACUACUUGUCGGUGGCCGCGUUGAAGGCAAGAUCUUUGAUCAAUCUGGUAUCAACUGGGUUGGCGGUAUUGAGGGCGGCCUGGAAGGCUUGAGGGGCCAGUUGGUGGCCAUGCUCCAAGGUGUUGGAUUGGGCAUCACCAGUACCCUGGAGGGCGGAAGCAGAAGCUUGUGGUUGGCUCUGGAGGGCAGAAAAGGCCAGCUAGAAGACGAGAUCAAGGGCGACAAAAAGGAUGGCGAAUGA